Messenger RNA from Larimichthys crocea (large yellow croaker), 2853 nucleotides. RefSeq names its product tumor necrosis factor receptor superfamily, member 1a (gene tnfrsf1a). NCBI's taxonomy places the organism in Eukaryota, Metazoa, Chordata, Actinopteri, Sciaenidae. The transcript has 10 exons. Gene Ontology annotation, molecular function: tumor necrosis factor receptor activity; tumor necrosis factor binding. The record is from RefSeq and is a predicted model, not a curated record. Bases 223 to 1395 code for a protein of 390 amino acids. Gene Ontology annotation, cellular component: signaling receptor complex; membrane raft. Gene Ontology annotation, biological process: inflammatory response; signal transduction.
AAUGACGCGCUACUUCUUGUAUGAGUCCGCCUCCCUACGUCCUCAACAGAAAGACAGGAGUACCGGCUCCGUCUCCGCUCAGCUCUUAUUAAAAUAAGUAAGUUCUAUUAAGUAAUAAAAUAGAUUAAUAUCGAUAUAUGUACCUGAACUAAAGAGAUAUCCUUCGCUUGAACAGCGGUUGUCCAGGUGGCCUCAGAUGGAUUGAGUGAGACCUGAAAGAUAAUGGAGAGAGGUGUCCACAGAGGAAGAUGGAACAAAAGUGCCCUUGUUGGCAUAAUCCUGCUCCUUAUGUGCAAGCAUGUGUCCACUUUACAACCUUCAGAGGUGGAGACGUGUCCAGAAGAGGACUAUCCCAAUUCACGUGGAAUUUGUUGCAACAAAUGCUUUGCAGGUACUAAGUUUGUAAAAGAAUGUGAUUCUCCGGGUCAUAGAACCACCUGUGAAGUCUGUCCCAAUGGAGAAUACACAGACCAGAUGAACUUCUCCAAGAACUGUAGAAAAUGCAGAACCUGCAAAGCAUCGAAGAAUGAAGAAAUGGAAUCGCCAUGUGAAAAGACCAAGAACACUAUUUGUCGCUGUAAGGAAGGUUAUUACAAAUCUGUCAUCGACUCGGAAACCUACGAGUGUCGCAAAUGUGCCCAGUGUAGACUUGAUGAAAAGGAAAAGCAGAAAUGUACACGAGAGAGUAACACUGAGUGCGGAUGCACAGAGAAGUACUACAGAGUCAGAAACAAGUGUGAACCCUGCAACAAUUGUACUGCUGAUUGUGGACAUCUCUGUUCAGCAGCUACCGUCAUUACAAUAGCUCCCAACAAUGGAAACAAAUAUCUCAUUAACAUAAUUUGUGGAACUGGAGCUGUGGCUCUGGUACUGUUGGUGCUGGUCAUUGUCAUCACCUAUGUGCUCACAAAGUGGCUAACCAAGAAGAGGUUACUGCAAACGUCCUCCCAACCGAGUGACGACUCCCCGGACUCAUCUGAGAGUUUUACAGUCCUGAUACCGAAGGUUGAACCUUCAUACAACAUCAGUGUCGAGGCUGUUCCUAUAAAUCCUCCGAGUGAACAAGAGCAGCUGUCCAAUCUGCCUGACUGUGUCCCCUUGGAAAUCAAGAUCUCUGACCUGAUCUACACGGUGCUGGAUUUGGUUCCUGUGCUUCGGAUGAAGCAACUGGUGCGUUCCCUUAGUGUGACAGAUUCAGAGAUCGAACAAGCAGAGCUGGAUUACCGACCCUGCCGUGAAGCUCACUACCAGAUGCUAAGGAUUUGGACUGAGAGAGGGUCACGGGCAGGUGGAAUGCUGCACCGGCCCUUGUUGCAGGAGCUAUUGAACGAACUGAGAAAGAUGCACCUGGGACGGGCUGCCGAGGAGCUCGAGACAAAGUACGGCAUUCAGUAAUUCUGCAACGCGUGCCAAGUGGGACAAAAAGCUUCUGAAACCAAGUAUUGUUUAGAGACCCUAUCACGGACAGCCUCAAAGCAUACAAACGGACACGGUGCUAUCACCUCAGCUGUUUCAUUUCACAGUAACCAGCGUCGCUAUGCACUCUACCUCUCGUCCUGCUGAUCACUUAGUGAGAUGACAAGGUCAAACUACUGAGAGCAACAGAUCAAAUGGCUCUGGGAGGGAGAGUCACCAAAUGUGAUUUUGCACUGAAAAAUUCAGCUUUUUAGAAACUUUUACCAGUGUAUAUAUUUAUAUAUAUAUGUUUUUUUUUAUCCUAAAGGAAGAGUAAGACAUUUGGGGAACUACACCAAUUCACUUUGCACAGAGUUAGCUUAGCAAGACUUUGGGCUCUGUCCCAAAAGCAAAAUCCACCUCCCAAGACCUUUAAGGCUUACUAAUUAACACGUUAUAUCUUGUUUGUUUAAUCUGAAGAAAAACAGUGUAAAGGUUUGGGUUUAUGGUUGUACAAGGUGCAUGUUCAAAUGAUUUCUUGGCUGGGGGCAAUGAGUUUUAGAGGUACAAAUAGGCCAUUUUUUGGACAAAACCAGGCCAGUUGUUUCCUCCAUUUCCAGUCUUUAUGCUAAGCUAAGUCUAGCUUUGUACAUACAAUAGAAACAUGAGUGUGUGAAUGAGCGUAUUUCCCAAAAUGCUAAACUAAUUCUUAUAUGAUAAGACGCGCUGUUUCUUUGGUAUGAGUAUACAUUAUAUCUUUGGGAAUGUGGGUUUUUGAUUUGAUACAAGAAUGAUCAGUUUUUUUUAUAAUGAUGAUCUGAGUGUUGCUGACUGCAUAUCGUAGUACUUUGUAGUAAUGUUGCUUUUUACUGAACAGCAAGCGACUCCAUUUCAUGUAUAGUCAAAGGUCACUAUUUUAAACAUCUAUUUAAAUAUGCAAACAGUCAUUUCUAGAGCAGAGGGAAGUGCAAAAUCAAAAGCUCUCUGUUCAGCCAACAAGGUUAAUUGGUUAUGUUUUAAUAGUAGUUCCUAGUUAUACUUUUAAACCUGUUCUGAUGUUCUCUUUUAAAGGUUUAUGGGAACAAUAACAAAGCGAGGGAAGUUUGUAGUUCUUGCUUAAAGUAGACCAGACCCCUGGCACUGUUCACGGCUUGUCACAGCCAGAUUAGCAUUCUUUUGAGCCCCCUCAUACAAGCAUUAUUCAUGACUGUUAGAAAAAACAGGACACGCCUUGUCUCAGUAUGCUUCAGCUAAGCAACUUACCAGUCCUGGCUUGCAAAUUCAGAUAUGAAUCAGUCAUACUAGGACUGACUGUGGACGUGUCAUUCACAAAGCACUUUUUAACCUGUAUCAAACUGUAUUAUACUAACACGACCAUGUAUCGAACAAUCAUGCUGUGCAGCAUAAACAAUUUUGUUGUAACCUCUGAACUUUAAAUAAAUGUUUAUAUAUCAUGUA